This is a messenger RNA of Ceraceosorus guamensis, 2016 nucleotides long. Its product is annotated as UEV-domain-containing protein. Lineage: Eukaryota; Fungi; Basidiomycota; Exobasidiomycetes; Ceraceosorales; Ceraceosoraceae. Gene Ontology annotation, cellular component: ESCRT I complex. The record is from RefSeq and is a predicted model, not a curated record. Gene Ontology annotation, molecular function: ubiquitin binding. Gene Ontology annotation, biological process: endosome to lysosome transport; protein modification process; protein transport. The transcript is spliced from 4 exons. The coding region runs from base 150 to 1937 and encodes 595 amino acids.
CACCACUCACCACCCAUCACUCACCACUCCAUUCCUGUUCAUUUCGAUCAUCUCCACACGACUACACUCGAUUCUCGUCCACAUCAUCCUGCUCUAGCAUCAGCUUGCACGAUCGGAAUCAGACUUUGGGCAGCACACCAUCGCGCAGGAUGGAUCAGGAUGUGGUCCGCAGGUGGUUGAGGCAAGUCAGCAGCUUGUAUCCCAACGCCUCUCGAAUCUACACCGACGUAGAUGCGCUGCUGCUUCAUCAACCCUCCUUGCGUCCAAGCACGUCCGAAUACAUUUCAGACGUAGGUCAGGCUUCCCUCUUGCUCAACCUGAAAGGCACAAUUCCCAUCCUAUUCAAAGGUCAAACGUAUCACAUUCCCCUCAUCAUUUGGAUUCCUAGAGCGUAUCCUAGGGAAGCUCCUUUGGUCUUUGUAACGCCGACGAGGGAUAUGCUCGUCAGAAAGGGCGAACAUGUGGAUCUGAGCGGAAAGACUUCGGGCGAGUGGCUGAGCAUGUGGGAGAAGAAGUGGGAGGCCUGCAAUUUGGUCAACAUGGUACAAUCUCUGCAACAACAAUUUGGACAAAUGCCACCCGUGUAUGCUCGACCCGCAUCAGAGGCGCAUCAAGCGAGUCGGAGCGGGACCGGGACAGCAUUAGAGAGCGGAGAAGCUUCUUCUAGUCGAAAUUCUCCAUCGACGUCCGACUUUUUCCGAUCCUCUCCUGCUCCCUACGCAUCUCCUGCCACGACUAUUGCCGCAUCUUCAUCGGCCUCUGGCUCGCGAGAAGAAAGUCGAGCACCUGCCAGACCUCCCAAACCCGAUGCUGACUCGGGAUACGCAUCGAGGGACCCUGCCUCAUUUGUAUCCGCUACGGGUACGACCCAAUCGCACAGAUGGUCUGCUUCGUACGCACCACAAACUCAGCUCCCUGCUCGACCAAAUGUGACGUCGCCUUUGAGCACGAAUAGACCUGCUUCUUUUCACGCGAGCGACGCCGCUCCUCCGUCUUUUAGUCCUGCCCAUCCAUACUCGUCGCCGCGAGCGCACCCACGCCCGCACGAGCACAUCUCAUCGACAGGUGCGCCGCCUCAUCCAAGUUCGACUGGUCCAGCACAGCAAGCGGAUGGGAGGAGAGCGUCGAGCGGGAGAGAGAUACCUGCUUCGCAUGCGCAUUUUUCGCCUUCGUACCACCACCCCGCUCAGAGCGCAGCGGAGGCUGCGAGGAUCGGGCCAUAUGAUGCUGGACAACAGUCACAAGCGCAUCAUGCAUAUCAGCAAGCGCAGCAGGGAAGAGCAGAUAGCACAGGUAGCAGUGCACCUCCGCCUUUGCCGCCACACGCACCUCAUCAGUAUGGCACUCCGGGCGCAGGACGAGGCGACACCUUGAAGCAGCCCAAUGCCGAUUCGUACGUCGCUGCAGGCGCAAAUGGAGUCGCACCUCCCUUACCCCCCAAUCCCGAGCUGCUCUCAUUACGUCAAGCGCUGCACUCCAAACUUUCCUUGCACAUCACCACCGAGCUCAACAACUCUUUGCAGCGCAAAGCCCAAUUGGAAAUGCUCCUUGCGGAUCUGCAAAGGGGCGCUCCUGCCAUUCACGACGAGAUGGAGAGGUUGAGAGCGGUUAGGGAUGUGGUCAGGAGCACUUUGAGCGGAUUACAGGAGAGCAGGGAUAGGACCGUUGCUAGGACCCUGGAGGUGGAGAAACGACCUGCGGUGCAUGAGGAGGAGAUCGUUUGCGCUACUAGUAUUGUGGGCAACCAAUUGCUCAAUUUGACAGCGGACGAUAAUGCGAUAGAAGAUACGCUGUAUCAUCUGGGCAGAGCAUUGGGAGCGGGAACGGAACAACUGGACUUGGACAAGUACCUCAAACAGACGCGCUUCUUGGCGCGCGAACAAUUCUUCAAGAGGGCGUUGGCGGGCAGGAUCUGUACGAGUAUGGGGUGGGAAUGAUGACGAGCUAAAAGUUCUAGGGGUGGGAAGAGAGGAGGAGGCGCGAGAGAGAGAGGGGGGGGAAAGAUUUAGGGAUGGG